Messenger RNA from Gopherus evgoodei (Goodes thornscrub tortoise), 1158 nucleotides. RefSeq names its product alkB homolog 7 (gene ALKBH7). Gene Ontology annotation, cellular component: mitochondrial matrix. NCBI's taxonomy places the organism in Eukaryota, Metazoa, Chordata, Testudines, Testudinidae. Gene Ontology annotation, biological process: fatty acid metabolic process; DNA damage response. The record is from RefSeq and is a predicted model, not a curated record. The coding region runs from base 1 to 663 and encodes 220 amino acids. The transcript has 4 exons.
AUGCACCGCGCCGCGGCCCGCCUGCCCCCGGCCCGGCCUGGCCCCUGGCCCCGGCGCGCCCUGUGCGGGGAGGCCCCGGCGCUGCUGCGGGCCUCGGGCCCGGGCGUGGCGCGGCGGCUGCGGGGCCAGGCGGGGGUGCGGCCCGGCUUCCUCAGCGGCCCCGAGGAGGCGGCGCUGGGCCAAGAGCUGGAGCCGCAGCUGCGCCGCCGCCGCUACCAGUUCGACCAUUGGGACGGGGCCAUUCAUGGCUUCAGGGAAACAGAGAUAGCCCAGUGGAGCGAGGCAAGCCGGGAAAUCCUGCAGCGGGUCCGGGAUACGGCCUUUCCGCCAGGGAUGUCGCAGCUCUCGCUAGUCCACGUCCUCGACCUGGAUAAAAGCGGCUACAUCAAACCUCACAUAGACAGUGUGAAGUUUUGCGGCUGCACAAUUGCAGGCCUGUCCUUGCUGUCCUCCUGUGUGAUGCGGCUGGUCAGUGAGCAGAACCCAGAGGACUGGAUGGACCUGUUGCUGCCGCGCCGCUCGCUGUACAUCCUCAGAGGCACGGCUCGCUACGAGUUCACCCACGAGAUCCUCAAAGACGAGGAGUCCUUUUUUGAUGGCCAGAAGAUCCCCCGAGAGAGGAGGAUUUCCGUCAUCUGCAGGAACCUGCCAGCUCCUACGUAGGCCAGGCUAGAGACGCUAGUGGAGCCGUGGGAUUGGAAACAGCCUUCCUCCCCUCUCCGGGCUGGAGCAGAGCUGAAUGUUUUCAUUUUUCACUCCAGCCUGCUCAAAGGGACCUGUCUGUGGGGGUUUGUAGCUAAGACUAAACCAGGGGACUUCUCCCCUCAACAUGCAGCAGUGGAGGAGUCUGCGGAUGUGUGUACCCUCGACAACCAGCCAGGUACCUACUGUGUCAUCAGCCGUGCAAUUCAUGAAUGAUUUAAUGCGCCGUAUUGACUACCCACAGGGCACGGGAAGCUGUAGAGUCCAUGUUAAACCCAACAAGUGAAAUCUAAAAUGGAAACAUCUCUCCUGCGAUCUUUGUUACGGGGCCUGGGGUGACUUUACCAAGAGCAGGUAAAUAGAAUUCAGACAGAAGUAUGCCACUUUUGUUUGUUUUUAAAGGGAACCGCUGGCGAAUUUUGGCGAAUUUCCCUCAGUAAAAAUAAUUUAUUUUAA